Messenger RNA from Clarias gariepinus (North African catfish), 3919 nucleotides. Its product is annotated as leukocyte immunoglobulin-like receptor subfamily B member 2. Gene Ontology annotation, molecular function: transmembrane signaling receptor activity. The transcript has 18 exons. Gene Ontology annotation, biological process: cell surface receptor signaling pathway. The record is from RefSeq and is a predicted model, not a curated record. Lineage: Eukaryota; Metazoa; Chordata; Actinopteri; Siluriformes; Clariidae. Bases 365 to 3448 code for a protein of 1027 amino acids.
UUGAGCCACAAAUCCUCUAGAUAAUAAUAGAUCAGUGAAAGAGAAGUCGAGAAUAUACUGUAAUUAGGUUUAUUAUUAUUUAUAAUUAUUAUUUCUAUGUUUUUUAUGAUAUUUUUGUUAAGUUUUAUAUCAUUUAUUCACUUUAAUUUCAUUUAUUUAUGCUAAGUUGUUACCAUUCGAACGGAUCCCUUAUUUCUGCUGCAGAGAAGUCUACGUCUAGAAGCGACACUUUGUGACUGACCUGCGAGUGACUGUGAGAACUGUAGGGGAAAAAGAAAAACAGAUUCAUCCCUGCAUUUGAUGGAGAGAAUGUGAGUUUGUCUGGUUAUUUGUCUAGUGAUCAAUAUACAGUAAUAGAGACAGGAUGGAGCUCUGUCCACUCCCUGUUACUCUCUUGCUGAUUUCACUUAUAGCAGUGGCUCAUGCUCAAGGAAAUCCUAAAGCUGCGGUGUCCAUAACGCCUGAUACACAUGUGUUCAAAGGAGAGCGUGCUUUUCUCAGAUGUGACAUUCAGGGAGGAGGAAACACUGAGUGGAUAUACAGCUGGUAUAAAAAUAAUUCCCCACGUGAUACACAGGGAGGGCAUGGAGGUUACUCAACCAGGACAAUGCAGGAAUUCACAGUUUGGUCCAAAUACUCUGACAGUGGUGACUACACCUGCAGAGGAGAGAGUAACUCUCAGAGCUCAGAGAUCAGUGAUGCUGUUACACUGACUGUAUCAGCAAAACCUAAACCAACUCUGAAAGUGAAUUCUCAAAGCUCUAUCUACACUGGAGACACUGUUACUCUGAGAUGUGAGGUGCAGUCCACUGGAUGGGAGUUUCUCUGGCGCAAAUAUAGUCAGCAGUUACAGCUGCUGAACACGGACCAAACAUACACGAACACACAUGAAGUGGCCGUCAAUAAUGCAGGAGAGAUACUAUACCAGUGUUGUGCAUUCAGGCGAUCCAAUCACAAGUACUACGCCACCUUUGUAUAUUACACAGACUUUAGUGAGUCUGUCAAAAUUACUGUAAGAGUAAGACCUAAACCAGUGGCAUCCAUACGUCCUGAUAAUCAGGUGUUCAGUAGAGACGCCGUCACUCUGAGAUGUGACAUACAGGAUGAAAGUGUGUCUAACUGGCAGUACAGCUGGUAUAAAGAUGCUGCACACAGUCCUGUCAGUAGUGAACAGCUGUACAGAAUCCGUGGUGUUAAAGUGACAGACACAGGUAACUACACCUGUAGAGGAACAGAGAGAGGAGGCUCACGCACCUCACACUUCAGUGACGCUCUUACACUAACUGUAUCAGAGAGACCAGAGCCAGUACUGAGUGUAUCUCCACAAAGCUGGCUGACUGAAGGAGACUCAGUGACUCUAAAAUGUGAGGUUACAGACUCCUCUACAGACUGGACAUUCAGCUGGUACAGAGUUCCUUACAGAGAUGGCUUAACUCAAAUAAAACCUUAUCCUGGCUAUAUCAUGUAUGUGGAGCUCCUCUCAGACAGCAGCAGAGGAUCUGGAGGCUCCUACACUCUCAGUCCUGCUGCUCUUAAACACACAGGAGUUUAUAUGUGUAGAGGAGAGAGAGGAGAACCAGCCUUACACACACAGUACAGCAAUCUACAGCCACUAUGGAUCACUGGUAAAUCUCCUCAAGUCUCUCUGAUCAUCAAUCCCAGCAGAACUCAACACUUUACUGAUGACUCUCUCUCACUGAGCUGUGAUGACCAGAGUAACUCUACUGGAUGGACAGUGAGACAAUACACACACAGUGAGGGAGUGUCAGAUUGUUUAUGGUGGGGAUCAAUUACAGGAUCUACAUGUAAAAUCAGCUCCCUCUCCACAUUCUACACUGGAGUUUACUGGUGUGAGUCUGAAUCUGGGGAGACCAGUAAUCCUGUCAACAUCACAGUGCAUGGAAUUCCUAAAGCUGUGGUGUCCAUAACGCCUGAUACACAUGUGUUCAGUGAAGAGUGUGUCACACUUAGAUGUGACCUCCAUGAAGGAAGAGGUACUCAGUGGACAUACAGCUGGAAGAAAAAUAAUGAAUCGCUUUCCACAAAGGCAAGAAAUGGGGUUUACACAGACAGCACAAAACAGGAGUUUAUAAUCUGGUCUGUUGAAUACUCUGACUCUGGUGACUAUACCUGUAGAGGACAUUGGAGUGAGUCUCAGAGCUCAGAGAUCAGUGACAUGGUUACACUGGCUGUAUCAGCAAAACCCAAACCAACCCUAAUAGUGAGUCUUCAGAGCUCUAUCUACGGUGGAGACACCAUCACUCUGAGUUGUGAGCUGCAGCAGUCUACUGGAUGGAGGUUCCUCUGGUACAGAAAUAAUCAGCAGUUACAGCUUCAGAACUUUAAACAAGCAGACACAAACACACUUACAGUUGCAGUCGAUAUUGCAGGAGAAACAGAGUACCAGUGUUGUGCACACAGGACAACCUACCACCAGUAUUACUCCUACCACCACAUAUACUUUACAGAGCGCAGUGAUCCUGUCAAGAUUAAAGCAACAGGUGAAUCUCCUCCUGUCUCUCUGAUCAUCAAUCCCAGCAGAACUCAACACUUUACUGGUGACUCUCUCUCACUGAGCUGUGAGGACCAGAGACACUUUACUGGAUGGACAGUGAGACGAUACACACACAGUGAGGGAGUGUUAGAUUGUCCACGGUGGGGCUCAGUAACAGGAUCUACAUGUAAUAUCAGCUCCCUCUCCACAUCCUACACUGGAGUUUACUGGUGUGGCUCAGAAAUUGGGGAAACCAGUAAUCCUGUCAACAUCACAGUGUAUGAUGGUAAUGUGAUCCUGGAGAGUCCUGUCCAUCCUGUGACUGAGGGACAUCCUCUGACUCUACGCUGUUUAUAUCGCUACACAAAGCCCUCAAACCUCCGAGCUAAUUUCCAUAAAAAUGGAUCAGUUCUCCAGACACAGACUACAGGAGAGAUGAUCAUCUAUAAGGUCUCAAAGUCAGAUGAAGGUUUCUACCACUGUAAAUACACAGGGAGAGGAGAGUCACUGAAAAGCUGGGUCUCAGUCAGAGGUUCUAAACCUACAGAUGGUACAGUAGGAUUGUCUGUGGGACUGAGUUUGUUCUUUAUCCUCAUUGUUUUUCUGAUUUUAAUGAUUGUAUUCUGGUACUACAAAAUAAAGAAAGAAAACCAGCAGGAAAGCAAUCAAUCAUCAAAACAGAAUCAGAGCCGUUUAGGACCAGAAGACUCUAAAGCAGGACACACACAACUUCAGGCUGAGAGUUCAGGUGAAGCUGCAGCUGAGAGCAGUGAAUCUACUUAUGUAAAAGUCAAGAAGGAAAAGAAGACAAAUAGGAACACUGGAGCUGAUGCGAAAACUAAUGGUCAUGUGAUGUAUGCUGAGCUUGAAUUAAAACCAAUGAAAAAGGCAAAGAAAGUCAAAGAGAAUUUCAGAGUGGAUGAUGAGACUGUAUACUCAGAGCUGCAGCAGUAGUGAUCCAUCUAUCUGUACACUGAUCAAGCUACAGUUAUCAAACAGAAUUGUGCAACUUUGCUAAGUAUGAAUAUUGCCAGAUCUGGCAGCUGAGGGAUCUGGAGCUUUUCUUACCUCAACCAUUCACUAAUAAAACUACAAGGACUUUAUCAGUGUGUGUAAAUUUUUGGCUUUAUUGAUUAUAGUUUUUCAGUCAGAUGAUUUAUUACUUUUUUUUUAAUGAGGCCCACCACCAGGAAACAAAACCAUAGAGAACCAGGACAAUUCGUUGCCGAUGUUUGAUUUCAGAUUUCAUCUUGUGGGUGCUAGGAAUGUACUAUAUGGACAUCAUUUCAACUAAUUUCACUAUUCAUUGUACAUAUUUGUACUGUUGAAUAUACUUAGAUAUGUAGUAGUAGAAGUAGUAGCAGCAUAUAUUUUAAGUUAAUUAUUGCAGCUUUUUACAACUGUAAUGUUUUCUUCACUUUUUUU